UUUGUUAUUCGAACAAAAUUUUUUAAAUAUACUUACGACGACAUCACGUUCUUGGUGCUUUACUCUAAAAUUUGUGUUGUUUGAAUGAGAAAAUAUAAAUUCAAAAAUGUUCUUAAUAUUUUUCAAUUAAUUUGCAUAUUGAUGCGUAUUUAUGUGUAACGUUGACACAAGGUAGUUGAUUGUUGCUUGGUAGGAUACGGUCCAUGAAAUCACGUGUAUUAAAAUCUACGUGGGAUGUUGGGCGCUAUCACCCCCACGAACCCCCACGAGUAUACCGAAAUGUCUCGGUUAGCCGACUACUUUGUUGUGGUCGGCUACGACCACGAAAAAGAGAGAGGGGGUAUAAGUAAUGGAAUCAUUUUACAAAGGUUUCCAGAAAAGGAUUGGUCAGAUACACCAUUCAUAGAAGGGAUAGAAUGGUUUUGUCAACCACAAGGAUGGGCCUUAUCUACAGAAAGACAGGAACCAAGAUUUUUUGUAUCUAUUUUAACUGAUAUUGAUGCAAAUCGUCAUUAUUGUGCUUGCAUGUGUUUUAAUGAAACAGUGUCUAUUUUGCCAAGUAAGCCUGUAGACGAAGAAGAAGAUCCUGUAGAUGGUGAUAGUCGUUCUUUGGUUAGAACAAUACCCACAAUUGCACAUCAUAGCAUUAUGUAUGCACCUAAAUGUCUGGUGCUGGUUUCCAGACUUGAUUACAUUGAAACCUUCAGAAAUUGUCUUGGCAUUAUAUACACAGUGUAUGUAGAAAAUCUUGGAAUACCAUUAGAGACUCUUGUAGGAAACAUAUUAGGUUGUAUACAAGUACCACCUGCUGGUGGACCACAAGUAAGAUUUAGCAUUGGUGCAGGGGAUCGUCAAGCACUUCAGCCUCCAAUUAGUCCUUCUCUUCCAAUAACACACAGUAGUGUAAAUCUUUUAUUUCAGCAACUAGGAAUUCGUAAUGUACUAGUAUUAUUCUGUGCUGUUAUGACAGAACAUAAAAUACUUUUUCAUUCUGCAAGUUAUUCACGAUUAACAGAAGGAUGUCGUGCUCUUACUGCAUUAAUGUAUCCAUUUAGAUAUACGCAUGUUUACAUUCCUCUUCUACCAGCAGCUUUAGUUGAAGUACUCAGUACACCUACUCCAUUUAUUAUGGGUGUACAUAGUUCACUAAAACAUGAAGUUGCAGAACUUAUGGAUGUAAUAGUUGCUGAUUUGGAUGGAGGUUCUAUUAUGGUUCCAGAUGGGGUUUCACUCCCAUUACUUCCAGAACCACUUCUUUCACAAACACAAGAUGCAUUAUCUUUAGUAUUACAACCAGAAUUGGCCUGUGCAGAUUAUGCUUUUCCCCCAUUGGCAACAAGGGCGCCUCAUUCUCCUAUGUUAGAUAAAGAAUUACGAGCAGUUUUUAUGAGAACUUUUGCUCAACUAUUGCAAGGAUAUAGAAGCUGUUUAACAUUAAUAAGGAUUCAUCCAAAGCCAGUCAUAACAUUUCAUAAGGCAGCUUUUUUAGGAGAACGUGGCCUGACAGAUUGCGAUUUUACAACUAGAGUUUUGGAUUGCAUGUUUUUUACUUCCUUUAUUGCAGAAAGGGGACCACCAUGGAGGCCUUGUGAUGUAUGGGAUGAACUGUAUAAUAAUUUAAGUGACCAGUUGAAACAAGAAGCACAAGAUCAUAGGCUUAUUUUAACCCAUAUACAAGAAUUAGCACAACAAUUAUACACAAAUGAAAAUCCAAAUCCUCAACCAUAUGUACAAAAAAUUUUAAAACCACCUGAGGGAGCAUUUGCUAGAAUACAUCAACCACUAUUACCACGCAUUAAUCCAGAACAAGUUCAAGCAAUUAUAGAUGAGGGUCUUGCCAAAAAUAAUCUUAAAGUUAGAUUGUCAUCAUUAAGACCAUCACAGCCUCGAAUUGUACCUAUGGGUCCACAUAUUUCAUUUGUUCAUGAUACAAGACAUUUGGUUAGCAAUUCUGCACGUAGACUGGAAGUUCUGCGUAACUGUAUAAACUGUAUAUUUGAGAAUAAAAUAUCUGAUGCCCGUAAAACGUUUCCAGCUGUUUUAAGAGCUUUGAAAAGCAAAGCUGCUCGUUUAGCGCUUUGCAUGGAAUUAUCACAGCAUGUUGUCGGAAACAAAGCCAUGUUAGAACAUCAACAAUUUGAUCUUGUAGUUCGGUUAAUGAAUUGUGCAUUGCAAGACGAUUCAUCAAUGGAUGAGCAUGGAGUUGCUGCUGCACUUCUCCCUCUUGCUACAGCAUUUUGUAGAAAACUUUGCACGGGAGUAAUUCAAUUUGCUUAUACUUGUAUUCAAGAACAUCCUGUAUGGCAAAAUCAACAAUUUUGGGAAGAUGCAUUUUAUUUGGAUGUUCAAAAAGAUAUUAAGCGUUUAUAUCUCCCUGGUGAAAAUUCUCCACCACGACUUACAAAUGAUGGUAUCUUAAGUCCUAUUAGUCCACGCGAUGGCAAAGAAUUUCCAUUUCGCGAUCGAUAUUCAAUUUAUCAAAUUCAGGAACCAUCAGCUCUUGAAAUAGCUGCUGAACAAAUGAGAAUUUGGCCAACUAUAGAUCCAGAAAAACAAAAGGAACUUAUUGCAAGUGAAGAAAGUACCAUGUAUAGUCAAGCAAUUCAUUAUGCAAAUAGAAUGGUUUAUUUAUUGGUUCCAUUAGAUAUAGGAGCAAAAACUCAUCGCCAAGAUAAUAUUUAUGACGAUGAAAGAGCGAGUAAUAGUAUUACAAAUAGUGUAGCAAGCGAUAGUGGUGAUGCAGAAUCUGGAUUUGAAGAAACUGAUCCUGGAGAGACAGGUAGUGCUGUUAUUCGAAUGGUUUCACGAUUUGUAGAUCGUGUUUGUACUGAAGGGGGUGUAAGUGCUGAACAUGUUAGAUGCUUACAUCAGAUGGUUCCUGGUGUUGUUCAUAUGCAUAUUGAAACUCUAGAAGCUAUACAUAGAGAAAGUAAAAGAUUACCUCCAAUACAGAAGCCUAAAAUUUUGACACCUAAUAUGUUACCUGGUGAAGAAGUUAUUAUGGAUGGUUUGCGUGUUUAUCUUUUACCAGAUGGAAGAGAAGAAAGUUCUGCAGGGUUACCAAAGAUACCACCACUCUUGCCAGCAGAAGGAGCAAUUUUUCUUACUAACUAUAGAAUUGUAUUUAAAGGAAUACCUUGUGAUCCAUUUGCCUGUGAACAAUUAGUAGUUCGUGCUUUCCCCGUUACAUCUUUAACUAAAGAAAAACGAGUUGCUGUACAACAUUUAGCACAUCUAGAUCAGUGCUUACAAGAAGGUCUUCAAUUACGAUCGUGUACUUUUCAAUUAAUAAAAUUAGCCUUCGAUGAAGAAGUAACACCCGAAAAUAUUGAAACUUUACGAAAAUUAGUUCAUAAGGCUCGUUAUCCACCACAUAUAUUUCAUCAUUUUGCUUUCAAUGGUCAAGUAUUAGUUACUCAGACUGCACAUCAUAAAGGAAAAGAAAAGAAUGCUACCCUUAAAGGGUUUGCUAAGAAAACGCUUUUAAAGACUGCACGUAAAGCUGGUUUUAAACCAAAGCAGUCAUCUAAAAGACAAAAAUAUGUCUUGCCAAAUAUGAAUAUGAUCACUAAUAAUAAAUACAUGACAUCACCUGGAAGAAUGAGUUUACCAGUAACAGAUAAUAAUGAUUUAAGUCAUGAUGAUGAUCUUAGUGUAGAUGAUUUUGAAAUUCCUGGUAUUGUGACUCAACCACCAACUGAUGCCAAAACCUUAGAACGGUUAUCAGAACGUAGUUACGUUAGAGAUUGGUAUCGCUUAGGAUUAUACUCAAAUGGACUACACAACAAUCGUAGGAACGAACCAUUUCGAUUGUCUUCUGUGAAUUGUGCCUAUAUGAUUUGCAGAAGUUAUCCCGCUCUUCUUAUAGUUCCCUCAUCAGUGUCAGAUGAAAGUAUCCGCAGAUUUUGUCGACUUUAUAGACAUAAUAGAAUACCUGUUAUUACAUGGAGGCAUCCGAGAACAAAAGCGCUUUUGAUUAGAGGCGCUGGUUAUCAUGGGAAAGGUGUCAUGGGCAUGCUGAAGGCUCACCCAGCAUCUGCUGCUAACUUAAAAGCUACAUCUUCUGAAACCACAUCAUCUUUGGAACAAGAAAAAUAUAUUAUGGCUCUUGUAGCUGCUACACCAUUAUCUGCACUAAGGCAAGGUUCUGCAUGGGGAAUGUCUGACAGCUCUCUUAGUAUUGAUUCUUUAUUAUUAGCUGCUGAAGAUCGUAACGCUACACCUGAACAAUCACGAAGAAAUCCAUUUAAUAAAGCUAUUGGAACAUUAAGUUCAUCCGGAGGUAAGGGACCUAAAAAUUUUGGUCGUUGGGGUUCACUAAAAGAUAAAAGACAUAAUUCCCAAGUCUCUUUAACUUCAGUUCAUCAACGUGGAACUGUUAGACACUCCGCGGAUUCAGACAGCGGUACCGAAUGCGUUCAUACUUUUCAACGCGCUGCAUUAUAUAUUCUUGGUGAAAAAGCACAUAUGAAGGGUGUUAAAGCGGAAUCAGCGCCAAAAACAGAUUUCAUUCCAGUGGAAUAUUAUGAUGUAAGACAUACCAAAGCUGCAUUUAAGAAACUUAUGCGAGCCUGUGUUCCUAGCUCUCCAAAUGUAGAGCCUGACCAAAGUUUUUAUAAAUUAAUUGAAAGUUCAGAAUGGUUACAACAACUUCAAAAUUUAAUGCAAUUAGCUGGUGCUGUAAUUGACUUAAUGGAUGUUCAAGGCUCAUCAGUAGCUGUUUGUUUAGAAGAAGGUUGGGAUACUGCAGCAACAGUGUGUUCUGUUGCACAAGUAUGUCUUGAUCCACAUUAUAGAACCAUUGAAGGUUUUCGAACAUUGAUCGAAAAAGAAUGGCUUGGAUUUGGACAUAGAUUUGGACACAGAAGUAAUCUUGCAGCAAAUUCGCAAACUACAAAUUUUACUCCCACUUUUCUUCAGUUUCUUGAUAUAGUACAUCAAAUUCAAAAGCAGUUUCCAUUAGCGUUUGAAUUCAACGAAUAUUAUCUAAAAUUCUUAGCAUAUCAUUCGGUUUCUUGCCGUUAUCGUACAUUUUUAUUGGACUGCGAAUUUGAUAGAGUGGAAUGUGGCAUUACUGCUGUUGAAGACAAAAGAGGAUCAUUGACAAGUCACCAUAAAGGUGUAGAUACGGGUAGCGAUGAUGAAACAAUUUAUCCUGGCGGUAGAUUAGCAGGAACAAAUACAGGAUGUAAUCUUGGUCAAAGUAUAUUCGAUUACAUAGAAAAACAACAUGCACGAUGUCCCUUGUUUUAUAAUUUCAUGUAUACUCCUAAUACCGAAAAUAUAAUAUUAAGGCCCGUUUCACAUCUGCCAAAUCUCGAUAUUUGGCAAUAUUAUUUAGAAGAAGAGCUGGCUCAUGGGCCUGCCUAUGAUUUAGAAGUGUUACAGCAAGAUUCUCAACAGGAGGAAGAAGCAGAAGCUGCUGAUGGUGUUGUUAAAAGUAACCGCAAAGUAGUUACACAAGGGUAUGAUGGUGUAUGUUCAAUGGUUCCCGAUCAAUUUUCUCAUCUCUUAGAAGAGAUUCAUAAAUUAGAAACUGAAUUGGGCCAUUUACCACAAAAAUGGAAAGUUCUUUGGGACAAACUUGAAUUGCCAAAUACAGAUUCACUUGCUAGACAUGCAUCGUUUAGCACUGCAUUAGUCAGAUAUCAUGGUCGAUUGAUUCAUAAACGUUCUACAUUAGAAUUACUUUUAAGAGGUAAACUUGCAAGUGGAAGUACUUCAGGAAAUGAUGGAUCUGUUUAUGCACAUCCUCAUAGAUUCGAAAGAUUAGAUUCAGCAACACCAACCCAUUGUGAUGCAUGUUCUGGUGUAUUAUGGGGACCAGUAAAAGCUGGUUUACGGUGUGUGGAUUGCGGACAUGUGUGUCAUGAUAAAUGUGCCGAUGCAGUACCAAAAAAUUGUACAAAGUAUAAGACAGUGACUGACAAUUUACAAACACAUACACUCACGCGAAGCGGUGGUGAUAAUGGGAGCGUAAAUUCAAGUGUUACCACAAUACAAACCUCAUCACAACAAUAUUACGAACAAUUCUCUAGUAAUGUUGCUGAAAAUAGGACCCAUGAAGGCUACCUUUAUAAAAGAGGUGCUUUACUAAAAGGUUGGAAACAGAGGUGGUUCGUGUUGGAUUCUAUAAAACAUCAACUAAGGUAUUAUGAUGCCAUGGAAGAUUCUCAUUGUAAAGGAUAUAUAGAUUUAGCUGAAGUAGUGUCCGUAACUCCAGCUCAACCAAUGCCAGGGCCACCAAAGAAAACAGAUGAUAAAUCAUUUUUUGAUCUUCGUACGAACAGACGAACAUAUAACUUUUGUGCUGGCGAUGCAACGACUGCGCAAGAAUGGAUCGAAAAAGUCCAAGCGUGCUUACAGUAG
This is a messenger RNA of Eufriesea mexicana, 6369 nucleotides long. It is a transcript of the gene Sbf, whose product is annotated as SET domain binding factor. Lineage: Eukaryota; Metazoa; Arthropoda; Insecta; Hymenoptera; Apidae. The coding region runs from base 235 to 6369 and encodes 2044 amino acids. Gene Ontology annotation, molecular function: guanyl-nucleotide exchange factor activity. Gene Ontology annotation, cellular component: cytoplasm; membrane. The transcript is spliced from 21 exons. The record is from RefSeq and is a predicted model, not a curated record.